This is a messenger RNA of Mangifera indica (mango), 1525 nucleotides long. RefSeq names its product mitochondrial phosphate carrier protein 3, mitochondrial-like. Gene Ontology annotation, molecular function: phosphate transmembrane transporter activity. The transcript is spliced from 6 exons. Lineage: Eukaryota; Viridiplantae; Streptophyta; Magnoliopsida; Sapindales; Anacardiaceae. Bases 154 to 1233 code for a protein of 359 amino acids. Gene Ontology annotation, biological process: mitochondrial phosphate ion transmembrane transport. Gene Ontology annotation, cellular component: mitochondrial inner membrane. The record is from RefSeq and is a predicted model, not a curated record.
UGCUUCUGACAUAUACGAAGGCAUUUGGCAGCGAAAGAUAGGAAGAGAAGAGAAAAAAAAAGGAAAAUAAAAGUAAAGAAAUCGAACCCUUAAUUUCUCUCCUCUUUCUCCCUGACUCGCAGCUUUCCAAACCGUAAAUCUGAGCUUUCAAGCAUGUCUCCUUCGGAAUUAUCUGGAAAUUCUCUUAUACCAAGCUUCCUGUACUCCUAUUCUUCUCCUCAUAAUCACCUCUCUAGCUCCACGCCUCUCGAUGCACCUCCUUCCUCCACCAGGCGGAGCUUCUUUGUGCCGGCUCCCAGCGAACCUGGCAAGAUUGAGAUGUAUUCCCCUGCAUUUUACGCCGCCUGUACCGCCGGCGGUAUCCUCAGUUGUGGACUGACUCACACGGCCGUCACUCCUCUCGAUCUCGUCAAGUGUAAUAUGCAGAUUGAUCCUGCAAAGUACAAGAGUAUAUCGUCUGGUUUUGGAGUUCUUCUCAAGGAGCAAGGACUGAAGGGCUUCUUCAGGGGAUGGGUACCUACCCUCCUUGGUUACAGUGCUCAGGGAGCUUGCAAGUUUGGAUUUUAUGAGUUUUUCAAGAAGUACUACUCUGACCUUGCUGGUCCAGAGUAUGCUGCUAAAUAUAAGACCUUAGUCUACCUUGCUGGCUCUGCAUCUGCUGAGGUGAUUGCUGAUGUAGCACUUUGCCCCUUUGAGGCAGUGAAGGUUCGUGUUCAAACUCAGCCUGGCUUUGCGAGAGGUCUGUCUGAUGGACUUCCUAAAUUUGUCAAAUCUGAGGGUGCUCUUGGUUUGUAUAAGGGUCUUCUUCCGCUCUGGGGACGUCAAAUUCCAUACACGAUGAUGAAAUUUGCUUCAUUUGAGACCAUUGUUGAGAUGAUCUACAAGUAUUCCAUCCCAACUCCAAAGGACCAAUGCAGCAAAUCUCUGCAACUUGGUGUGAGUUUUGCUGGUGGUUAUGUUGCUGGUGUCUUCUGUGCUAUCGUGUCUCAUCCUGCUGACAAUCUUGUCUCUUUCCUGAACAAUGCUAAAGGGGCAACUGUUGGUGAUGCUGUGAAGAAGCUAGGUUUGUGGGGACUUUUCACCCGUGGACUUCCUCUUCGUAUUGUCAUGAUUGGAACACUCACUGGAGCCCAGUGGGGCAUUUAUGAUGCAUUCAAGGUUUUUGUGGGACUGCCAACCACUGGUGGAGUUGCUCCUGCUGCUGCUCCUGCAACUGAGCUUGCAAAGGUGUAAAACAUUGAUUAAUGGAAUACUUAUCUUGGAUAGGAUUAAUAAACAGGAUUGCUAAAGGUGCUUGAGUGGCACUCAAGUAGGAGUAUUCAGAACUUGUUUUGCCGAGGAUGGUUUUUCUCACACCCUGGAUUUCAAAAACUUGUGUAGUUAGAUGAUAUAUGAAAUUUCACUUGGAUGCUAAGAUGAGAGUUUUCCUCUGUCGAGAAUAAAACGCAGCCGUAGCUGCCAAGAUAUUCAAAAGCAUGCUUGUUGGAUUAUCAGAACAAUUGAUUUCUACAUGUUGCUUUGUUUA